Sporisorium graminicola is the source of this 216-nucleotide messenger RNA. RefSeq lists its product as uncharacterized. The coding region runs from base 1 to 216 and encodes 71 amino acids. The record is from RefSeq and is a predicted model, not a curated record. Lineage: Eukaryota; Fungi; Basidiomycota; Ustilaginomycetes; Ustilaginales; Ustilaginaceae. The transcript is spliced from 2 exons.
AUGGAGAAGACCUUCAACGAACCCGCCGCCUCGGCCCAGUUCAAGAACGACGCUGAGCGUCAACAGGCCAACGCCCAGCGCGCCGAGAAGGGCGAGCCUCAAAUUCCUGGCGCUGCCGGUCGAGAGUCGGUACCCACCAAGGACCCCAAGGAGUUCGACGUUCGAGGCGGUCCCGGUUCGGAAGGCAACAAGCCUGUUCAGGACCCUGUCAUGUAA